AAGCCCGGCAGACUCCUCCCGGCGUGCUGCGGAGGAACGGCUGUUAGUGUUUAGCUGUGGAUAGCCAGAGGUUAGGGUGUCUUCUCGAAUCGGGGAACCUCUGAUUUUGGAGGAGCCAUGGCGCUCAGGGUCACUAGGAACACGAAAAUUAACGCAGAAAAUAAGGCCAAGGUCAGUAUGGCAGGCGCCAAGCGUGUGCCUGUGACAGUUACUGCUGCUUCCAAGCCCGGGCUGAGACCGAGAACUGCUCUUGGAGACAUUGGUAAUAAAGUCAGCGAAGAGCUACAGGCAAGAGUGCCUCUGAAAAGGGAAGCAAAAACACUAGGUACUGGAAAAGGUACUGUUAAAGCCCUACCAAAACCUGUAGAGAAGGUGCCUGUGUGUGAACCAGAGGUGGAACUUGCUGAGCCUGAGCCUGAACCUGAACUUGAACAUGUUAGAGAAGAGAAGCUUUCUCCUGAACCUAUUUUGGUUGAUAAUCCCUCUCCAAGCCCAAUGGAAACAUCUGGAUGUGCGCCUGCAGAAGAGUAUCUGUGUCAGGCUUUCUCUGAUGUAAUCCUUGCAGUGAGUGAUGUAGACGCAGAUGAUGGAGCUGACCCAAACCUCUGUAGUGAAUAUGUGAAAGAUAUCUAUGCUUAUCUCCGACAACUGGAGGAAGAGCAGUCAGUUAGACCAAAAUACCUACAGGGUCGUGAAGUGACUGGAAACAUGAGAGCUAUCCUCAUUGACUGGCUAAUACAGGUUCAGAUGAAAUUUAGGCUGCUUCAGGAGACCAUGUACAUGACUGUGUCCAUUAUUGAUCGGUUCAUGCAGAACAGUUGUGUGCCCAAGAAGAUGCUGCAGCUGGUCGGUGUAACGGCCAUGUUUAUUGCAAGCAAAUAUGAGGAGAUGUACCCUCCAGAAAUAGGUGACUUCGCCUAUGUGACUAACAACACGUACACUAAGCACCAGAUCAGACAGAUGGAGAUGAAGAUUCUCAGAGUUCUGAACUUCAGCCUGGGUCGCCCUCUGCCUCUGCACUUCCUCUGUAGAGCAUCUAAAGUCGGAGAGGUUGACGUCGAGCAGCACACUUUGGCCAAAUACCUCAUGGAGCUCUCCAUGCUGGACUACGACAUGGUGCAUUUUGCUCCUUCUCAAAUUGCAGCUGGGGCUUUCUGCUUAGCGCUGAAAAUUCUUGACAACGGUGAAUGGACACCAACUCUGCAGCACUACCUAUCCUACAGUGAAGACUCCCUGCUUCCUGUUAUGCAGCACCUGGCUAAGAAUGUAGUCAUGGUGAACUGUGGCCUCACAAAGCACAUGACUUUCAAGAACAAGUAUGCAGCAUCUAAGCAUGCUAAGAUCAGCACGCUGGCACAGCUGAACUCUGCACUAGUUCAGAAUUUGUCUAAGGCCGUGACAAAGGCAUACCUCCAAUGGACUGCUACAUCUGCAGAUGCAGUUGGCACCAUGUGCCGCCUGUACAUAGGAUACCUACCAUGUUUACUUGCUCUUCAAUAAAGGUUGUGACUUCUCAUUUAAAAAAAAAAGAAAA
Molecule: messenger RNA, 1534 nt
Organism: Mus musculus (house mouse)
Lineage: Eukaryota; Metazoa; Chordata; Mammalia; Rodentia; Muridae
Gene: Ccnb1-ps
Product: cyclin B1, pseudogene
Exons: 1
Coding region: 118-1500 (460 amino acids)
Source: RefSeq, a predicted model, not a curated record